UGAUCCUCAAGUUGGCUGGCCAAGCUUUAUCAACAAUAUACCAAGAAUUGUAAUUCCAAUGCUCUCCGGACCCCUUCUACCCUCCUAGCUUCUCCUCCAUACCCAGGUUCGACCAUUCUAUAUCCUAUCUUAUUUUCCAUUCUCCUCUAGUCAGCAAAAAUGGAGCCGGAUAGUGUAACCAGCCACUCGCGAAAGCCUCUUAUCAUACCUUUACCAGGGGAACUACCUGAUGUUAAGCGCGAUGCAGCAAAGGCAUUCGCAGUCUUACAAGCUGGAGGAGUUAUCAUUACACCCACAGACGUUGGAUAUGGCAUGAUGGCGGCCAGCGUGGAAGGCAUUGAGCGCGCGUUCACAGCCAAAAAUCGCAAAGUUGGCCAUUCCCUAGGAAUUAUCGGUACUUACGCCUUACAUAAAAAACUGCAUAAUCUUCCGCCGGAGAAAUAUAACGUCACCCGUACAUUAUCUGAAGAAAUGGGGAUCACCAUUGCUGUCGUCGCAAAAAUGAAGGAGGGGACUAAGGAAUUGCUGCCCAGUGUGGAAAAGGUCACGAAGAAUGGCACGCUGGGUAUCGCAAUAUCUGAGGGACCAUUUCAACGAGAACUUGGAAGACUGAAUGAUGAAAAUGGUCAAAUCAUGAUUGGCAGCAGUGCGAACUUGACGGGCCAAGGGCAGAAGUUCCAAAUCAAAGAUAUUGAACCCGAGGUCAUCGAAGCCGCUGAUCUGAUUGUCGAUUAUGGGAGGCAAAAGUGGCAUUUGUAUGGGCGGGCUGGCACCACGAUAGAUUUGGACAACGAGCGCGUGCUACGCAUUGGGGUCAACUACGAAGUCAUCCGCGAAAAGCUAAUUGACUGGUUUGGAUGGUCCCUACCCGAAGAUCCCGAGUUCAGUAAAGAAGGACUGAAACGUGUUGGCGUCUCGAUCAAGUUGGAUCCGGAUAUUUGACUCAUAUUAUUUGCUUCAUUUUCUUUAUGGAAUACUUGUGAUUGCUCAACCAAGUCGUUGCCACUCAAAGAACGUGUCAAAAAUGGAUGAUUCGGCUUUAAAAUGCAAUAUAAAAGACGAAUCAGUUCAAUGAUAUAAAAUUCGAUUCCAAAAUCAGUUUUGAUAUCACGUCAUGUGCCAGCCAGCAUUUGCCCUUAAAGAACGAACCGAACCGUCAAGUAGCAGAUACGAUUCCCAAACAGUGUCUUCCAGAUUCCCAAAGUCUGGCCGGUGUCU
Molecule: messenger RNA, 1218 nt
Organism: Talaromyces proteolyticus
Lineage: Eukaryota; Fungi; Ascomycota; Eurotiomycetes; Eurotiales; Trichocomaceae
Exons: 1
Coding region: 160-942 (260 amino acids)
Biological process (GO): regulation of translational fidelity
Cellular component (GO): cytoplasm
Molecular function (GO): tRNA binding; double-stranded RNA binding; nucleotidyltransferase activity
Source: RefSeq, a predicted model, not a curated record